Molecule: messenger RNA, 696 nt
Organism: Perca fluviatilis (European perch)
Lineage: Eukaryota; Metazoa; Chordata; Actinopteri; Perciformes; Percidae
Exons: 2
Coding region: 28-696 (222 amino acids)
Molecular function (GO): protein dimerization activity
Source: RefSeq, a predicted model, not a curated record
CUGUCACUUAACAGCCAUCUCAUCAGGAUGUUGAAUGCUACUCGCCACCUGGUUGGUUUAGUGAAAGCCCUGCAGAAGUCCCUUCAACACCGCUUUAAGGGUAUAUUUGUGAGUGUGAAAAUGGAUGAUUCCAGUGACGUGGCAGUAGAUCUUCCAUUUGAGGACAUUGUCUACAUGAUGUCAGCAUUACUAGAUCCAUCAUUCUGCCUCUUUUGGCUAGAGCAAGAUGUCCAAGCACCAGAUGAAGUGAAGAGUGAAGUCAAGGAGAUGAUAAUAGACCUGGUCUUGGCUGAGGCUCGGAAACUGACUGUACCUGAAAGCAGCAGUGGAGACGAUGAUCAGGAGGAGUCACCACCACCUGCUAAAACUCCACGUCUUUUCUCUGGCUACCGGAAGAAAAGCACCAAGAAAAGUGCGGAUCAUGGCUCAUCUGUCCAGGCUGAGAUCAUCCGCUAUAUCCAGGUAGCAUCUGAUGAAGAUGAAGUGGACUGUCUUGAGUUCUGGAAAAGACAGUCCAAGGCAUUCCCGCGACUCUAUCUUGUGGCUAUGAGAGUGCUUGCUGUCCCUGCUACCAGUGCACCAGUGGAGAGGGUGUUCAGUCAUGGAGGGCUUAUCAUGCGUCCUCACCGUGCCAGGCUUUCGGCAAAGACACUGUCACACUUGGUCUUUUUGAAAUGUAACCAGUCUGUUGUUUAA